Arabidopsis arenosa is the source of this 1219-nucleotide messenger RNA. The record is from the annotation of a GenBank genome assembly. Lineage: Eukaryota; Viridiplantae; Streptophyta; Magnoliopsida; Brassicales; Brassicaceae.
CUGUCUCUCUCUCUCUCUCUGUGUGUUUAUCUGCAACUGUGUUUGGUCGAUUUGAUCUCCAAAAACCAGACAUGAACAGAGGCGGCUUAUGCCCUAAUCCCAUCUGUCUCCCUCCUCUUGAGCAAUCCAUCUCCAAAUUCUUAACACAGAGUGGAACGUUCAAGGAUGGAGAUCUUCGAGUAAACAAAGAUGGAAUCCAGAUCGUGUCUCAGUCCGAGCCAGGAGCUCCACCUCCUAUUGAGCCAUUGGACAACCAAUUGAGUUUGGCAGAUCUAGAAGUGAUCAAAGUCAUUGGCAAAGGAUGCAGUGGUAAUGUCCAGUUGGUGAAACACAAACUCACUCAACAGUUUUUCGCUCUUAAGGUCAUUCAAUUGAACACAGAAGAAUCAACAUGUCGGGCGAUUUCUCAGGAGCUGAGAAUAAACUUGAGCUCACAAUGUCCAUAUCUAGUCUCAUGUUAUCAGUCUUUCUACCAUAACGGUCUUGUUUCAAUCAUAUUGGAGUUCAUGGAUGGUGGAUCCCUUGCGGACUUGUUAAAGAAAGUCGAAAAAGUUCCUGAAAACAUGCUCGCUGCCAUCUGCAAGCGACUAAUUCUUUCGUGGGCACAUACCCCUAUAUGUCUCCAGAGAGAAUUAGCGGGAGUUUGUACAGUAACAAGAGCGAUAUCUGGAGCUUGGGACUGGUUUUUGCUCGAAUGUGCAACGGGUAAAUUCCCGUAUAUUCCUCCAGAACACAAGAAGGGAUGGAGUAGCGUGUACGAGCUUGUGGACGCCAUUGUUGAAAACCCGCCUCCUUGUGCACCUUCCCAUCUCUUUUCUCCAGAGUUUUGCUCCUUCAUCUCGCAAUGUGUACAAAAAGAACCAAGGGACAGAAAAUCAGCACAGGAACUUCUGGAACACAAGUUUGUUAACAUGUUUGAAGAUUCGGAUAUGAAUCUCUCUGCUUACUUCACCGACGCAGGAUCUUUGAUUCCUCCACUUGCUAAUUACUAGAACCGAGUUUGAACAAUCCUUUUACUACCAAGUUAUUACUUCAUAUCCACUAGAAGAGAUUUUGUGAAAGAUAAAUCUACCAGAUGUUAUGACUUGAGAGACUAGUCUACAAAAUUUGAUUUACUUGUGUACUUUCAUAUCACUAUUAUACAUUACACACAUCUAUCAAAUAUGUUUCUCUGCUAGUGGAUAUAUUUAAACUCAGCUUAUAAAUUGUAAUUCAUAAU